Molecule: messenger RNA, 1329 nt
Organism: Trematomus bernacchii (emerald rockcod)
Lineage: Eukaryota; Metazoa; Chordata; Actinopteri; Perciformes; Nototheniidae
Gene: rab3ip
Product: RAB3A interacting protein (rabin3)
Biological process (GO): exocytosis
Cellular component (GO): Golgi to plasma membrane transport vesicle
Molecular function (GO): guanyl-nucleotide exchange factor activity
Source: RefSeq, a predicted model, not a curated record
CCCUCCCGUCUCCGGUCUGCGUCACUAACAGCUCCUCCGGUGUUUCUGUCCGUUUGUUUGUUUCUGCACGUUAACCGGGAGAAAGACCCCCAGAACCGGCAGCUGUCCACACACACAGAGGUCCGGUUGAGGACAGACGUUACCUGACGGGGUUUCUUUUUGCUGAGUCACUGCUUCACCUGAACCCUGCUGUUAGUGUGACUGACUGAGAGCCUCCAUCCAUCCUUCAAUCCACCACUGCUGCUGCACUAUGAGUGUAUGAUGUCUGACAGCAGCUGCUAUGGCCUGCAGCGGUCCGGGCAAAGCUGAGACUCUGGAGGGUUUCCACGAGGUGAACCUCGCCUCCCCCACCACACCUGACCUCCAGAACCAAUCAGAGCAGCGCCCCCCCAGCCGUCACAGUGCGCCCCCCACCAUUCUGUACCGCACACACUCCCUGGGAGCGCCCCCUGCUGGCCGCCCCACCUCCCUGCGGGCCGACCAGCUCCCCACGCAGCCCGUCUACUCCACACCCCACAGCCACAAUGGAAGUGCACCGGGCCAGGAGGCGGAGUCUCUGGACGGCCACUUCCUGUCUGCAGAGGACGGAGAGGAUUGCAGCGCUCUGAGCGAGAGUCUGUCGAGGCUGAGGAGCCCGUCAGUGAUGGAGGUCCGAGAGAAAGGAUACGAGAAGCUGAAGGAGGAGCUGGUGAAGGCCCAGAGGGAUCUGCUGUUGAAGGAUGAGGAGUGUGAGAGGUUGUCUAAAGUCAGAGAUCUGCUGGGCCAGGAGCUGGAGGAGCUCACCGCCAGCCUCUUCCAGGAAGCCCACAAAAUGGUCCGAGAGGCAAACGUCAAGCAGGCAAACGCUGAGAAACAACUGAAGGAAGCUCUGGGGAAGAUCGACGUCCUGCAGGCGGAGGUGCAGGCGCUGAAGACUCUGGUCCUCUCCUCCCCCACCUCCCCCCUGGGGGAGCUCCCCUCUGUGGGGGGGGGAUCCAAGACCCCCUUCAGGAAGGGCCACAGCAGGAACAAGAGCACCUCCUCCGCCAUCAUGGGGACGCAGCCCGACCCCUCGGCCACGCAGCCAAUCGUACGCGAGUGCAGAGAGGUGGACAGUCAGCUGUUCAGCGACUUCAAGGCGUGGAGGGAGGAGCCGACGCUGGAGCGCAGCUGCUGCUUCCUGGAGAGAGUUUACCGAGAGGACAUCUACCCCUGCCUCACCUUCAGCAAGUGUGAGCUGGGGUCGGCCAUCUUGGAGGCGGUGGAGCAGAACACCCUCAGCGUCGAGCCGGUCGGGUUCCAGACGCUGCCCGUCGUCAAGGCCUCAGCUGUAGAGUGUGGGGGACCAAA